This is a messenger RNA of Exaiptasia diaphana, 2762 nucleotides long. RefSeq lists its product as uncharacterized. The transcript has 3 exons. Bases 248 to 1756 code for a protein of 502 amino acids. The record is from RefSeq and is a predicted model, not a curated record. Gene Ontology annotation, biological process: nucleoside diphosphate catabolic process. Lineage: Eukaryota; Metazoa; Cnidaria; Anthozoa; Actiniaria; Aiptasiidae. Gene Ontology annotation, cellular component: membrane. Gene Ontology annotation, molecular function: UDP phosphatase activity; GDP phosphatase activity.
UUUCAUAAGCAAAUUGYUCCGUUCUUACCUCUGCCUUCGUCGCUAGAUAUUAGUUGAAGUCUUUUUCCUUCUAACGGGUAAUCAUAUAUCGGUUGACCAACGAAUUCACAGAGUUGCUUUGGCGGGUGGUUGAAUACAACUCGAAGCCUUCUUCACGGAUGACCACCGAUUUCUUGAAAGACAAAAGCUCUGACAUCCCWYACCAAGUGGUCACUUAAAAAUUGUUGCUCCACCUACAGUAAAAGAUAUGACUGACARGCGUCAAUAUUCCAUUGUAUUCAAAAUCACCCUGUUUCUUUGCUCAAGUUUUGUAGUGGAUGUACAACCAGCCUCCGUAACGAAAAUAGGUCAACUAAAUGCUUGUGAUGGCCCAUGUACGGAUUAYGCAAUAGUCGUUACACCAAGGUUCGAGAAGAUCGUCAUGAAAAUAUACAAAAUAAAACGACACAAAGGMAACCCMAUCACCRCACCUUCAGACAUCCAACAAAUCAAAGUUAAUCCUGGAAACAUGCCAGUGAAUAUAAUAAAACUUGCACGCUCGCCCAAGGACUUUGAUUCCAUCCUAUUCAGCUUGGUUAAAGCAGCCAAGAAAGCAAUUCCCCGAAARUACCAUCGUGGAACACCGUUUUUCUUUUUAAGUUCUUUUAUCAUGGAAGAUAUCUACUCUUUUGCUUUUACUAAAGUUAUUAUGAGAGUCAUGGAGUUCGUGAAAGAUGUUAAAAGGUACCCCUUUUUGCCGCCAAGUAAAGAUUCAAUCAAGAAAAUCCUCGGUACCGUGGAAAUGAUGUAUAGGUGGAUAGCAGCCAAUUUUCUGGCUGAACAUCUUUUACCCUCUAAGCACAACAUCGCGUGUGACAUGGCACUUGUUCACGUGAACCUCAACUUGAUUUCUCAAAUUGCCUUCCCAGUUUACCACAUGGACAAGAACGUCACCCAGACUGUGUCAGUUGGUGGGGACACCUACCUACUUGCAGCAGGCUCCUUCACUAAAAAUGGUUUAAGUCGAGGAUUUAGAAUGUAUAUUCAGAGCAUCACAAAGGGUAAACCGCACCUAAAAAAACACCCAAGUGCGACGAGUAAUCCCAAUUUAGACUUUGCCACGACCAUGGAAGUCUUAUCAGGCUCAGAUAUUCCUUCGGAUGUUAAUAAGGACACUAAAUAUAGUAGGAAUAACAUUUCAACUCGACAAAACAUUCACGGUUUACCUAACGCGGCUGGCAACGCUAAAAUAACUACGGCAACAAAUUAUCCAAAUACUGCAAGCCAAAUCAYAAGUCCUUGCUCCCCACCUGGCACACAGCUUCAAGUCAACGACGCUGGCAAAGAAUACACCAUAAUAGGAACAGGAGAUGUGGACAAGUGUCGUAAAGUUAUUCAAAAAGUCAUUUUAGAAGAUUACGAACGAUCGAGUAGAAGCCCCUACAUUAUAAGCCCACGAAGAAGCGUCAAAUUCUACGCUUUAAAAGACAUCGUUCCGGUUUUGGAGACGUUUGGAUGUCAMGAUUGUAGACACAUCUUCACUGUCGCUAAAAUAGACGCAGCUGCGCGAAAAUAUUGCUCUGGCAAAAUUUCCUCUCAUAAUAUCCCUGGUAGGACUACUGGUUGCCUGAAUGUCAACUUCUUUUACACAAUGCUGACAAGAGCCUAUCAUAUUAAACGGGACACACCUAUCAAAGUCUUAAAGGCAUCUAUACAUCACAUCGACGAGGACUGGGCUCUUGGUGCACUGCUGUACAAGAUGAAGUUAUUGAGUUGAUAUAUUGGUAAUAUAACGCAAUUGAAGCAAAAUUUGCAUAUGGAAGAKGAGGACUGGGCUCUAAGAGCAUGUGCAGCUACAGCAAAGUGCUUUGCUAUAUAAGAUGAAGCAAGAUUGGCCUCUGAGAGAGGAGGACUGGGCCUUAGGAGCAUAUUUAGUAAAUAGUCAAUAUGCAGCGAYGCCAUUUUGUACAACAGAGCAUGAUGGGAGCUGUAAUCCUCGCACUUUUUAUGGGCCUCGAAAAUUCUCACUGAAAACCAUUUUUGACAUUUCCGUUCUUUUAUGGACAUGCGCACGGGAAUCAGCUUUACUACUAUCAUAGUUURUUCUACAAUAUUGCGUUGUUACACAUUGCCGAUAUAGCUAUUUAAAAAAAGGUUAUCGGAUAAAAUGGCUGAUGUAAAUGGUUAAAGGACGAUUGCACGACUGAAAGAAGCCAUGCAAACGAAAGGAAACGGUCACUGGUUUAUACUAUAAAAGUACGGUAAUACGAGCAGCAAAAUCGUCCAACUUUUCUAGCAACAUCGCUGCAAAACAAGUGGCAAAGCGAUGUUGCGCGUUUCAMUACUGGCAAACCAAAUUGUCGAACCUUAUACCUUAAGAUAGCCUGCGGUAAACAUUGAGUCCAUAUGGUCUCAACUUCUAUGCAAUAUGAAUCCAAUAAGUGAAAUUUUGUUUAUUAAAACAGUUUAACCAUAGUCCCUUUCCGUCGUGCAAUCUCCCUUCGACAAUCGCCGUUCUCCCCGACAACGUUUUUUAAAAUAAGUAUUUAUUUAACCGGAAUAUGACUCCUGGAUUAUGCUUUACCAAAUAAAUCUCAGUAUACAUUCGCAGACCAAUUCCAUGUCGUCUGAAUCCCUGCAAAUCAUGUCAAAGCAGCCAUGAAAAAUUAAACAGCGCAUCGCAUCAAAACAUUAUAAACAAAAUUGGUUCAACUGGAAAAAAGAAACACGCUGAAGUGUAUAAUCAUUUUCUUUAAUUCACACUUUAAUAAACGAUUAAAAAA